CCUGGUCCACCACUCAGCUUGACUGCACGUCUGUCAGUCGGUCGGUCAAUCAUGUAGGAUUUGGUUGUGGGCGCAUUGGACUUAAUGAAGCUGCAUGUCCAGCUCCAGCUCGUUACUGGGAGCUUGUUUACCAAACAAGGCGACCGUGAGAAACCACGGUUGUUACGGUAACAGAAUCCACGUGUGCAUGUGAGGGGCGGAGCCGACCAGGAACCCUCCCCAAAACCCUCCCCCUGACCCCCGCGACCUCAAGCAAACUUGGGACACCCAAGAGACUCCCUCCCUCCCUGACCUCCCUUUCACACACCACACACACACACACACACACACACACUUGCACACACACACACUUGCACACACACACACACACACACACUUGCACACACACACUUAAAGGCUUCACGCCAGAGAACACUAUUCAUAUUCUCAUAGCAGCUUAGUGGAAGGGGUGUGUGUGUGUGUGUCUGUGUGUGUGUCUGUAUGUGUGUGUUUGUGUGUGUGUGUGGCUGUCUGUCAGAGCGGUUCCCAUUACCGCAAGAGUUUCUGGAAGUAGGUGUGAAUGUGUGAGUGUGUCUGUGAGAGAGACGGAGUCGUUCCGCUAGAACCACUCCGCUCUGGACUUAAAGAGAACCUGUUUUAUGGAUGUUCUAAGCUAAGAACCUUUCACCUGAAAAUCUUCACAACAGAAGAAGGACUUAGUAGUAGUGGACGUUCCAGUUCUUGAAGGAUCUGUGUUCUUGCGGCGGGUAGGGUUCUUCGGAGAUCCGGUACUGUCCUAAAGAGGAACCAUGUCUCCAUUCCUACGCAUCGGGUUCUCCAACUUUGAGAUGGACCCGGGGUUGGCCUACCAUGAGGAAGUCUCCAAUCCCUAUUGCGCUGUUUACAUGAAGGAGGCAGUGGACUCAGAGAAAGGCACCGUGUACAAGCAGAAGCGCCCCACCAUGUAUCCGCCGUGGAGCAGCACGUUUGACGCUCAUGUCCACCCUGGCCGCGUGAUGCACGUGGUGGUGAAGGACCGCACGGCCAGCCUGAAGACCGAGGCCACCGUCCAGUUAGACACACUGGCCACGCGCUGCAAGAAGGAGAAUGGCAAGCUGGAGAUCUGGGUCGAGUUGAAACCACAGGGUCGCUUGUUGAUGGAGGCACGAUACUUUUUGGAGAAAAGUGAUACACCUGGUCACGGUGAGGGCGAUCGGGAGGGUGCAGUGGAGCAGGAGCGAGACGGCCUGUUCGCCCUGCACCAGCGGCGCGGCGCCAUCAAACAGGCCAAAGUGCACGUGGUCAAAUGUCACGAGUUCAGCGCCACCUUCUUCCCCCAGCCCACCUUCUGCUCCGUCUGCAAGGAGUUCGUCUGGGGUUUGAAUAAACAGGGAUACCAGUGCAGACAAUGCAAUGCUGCCAUCCAUAAGAAGUGUAUUGAUAAAGUCAUCGCCAAAUGCACUGGCUCUGCCAUCAAUAGCAAGGAAACUAUGAUCCAUAAGGAGCGCUUUAAGAUCGACAUGCCCCACAGGUUUAAGGUGUACAACUACAAGAGCCCCACCUUCUGUGAACACUGUGGGACACUGCUAUGGGGGCUGGCUAGACAGGGACUCAAGUGUGAGGAGUGUGGCAUGAACGUGCAUCAUAAAUGCCAGAAGAAAGUAGCCAACCUGUGUGGGGUGAACCAGAAGCUGAUGGCAGAGGCCCUUGCCAAGAUUGAGAGUACACAACAGGCGCGUAGCUCCAGGGAUCCUGAGAUCCUUGGUAGGGAGGGGCCUGUGGGCAUCGGACAGCAAGGAGUGGUCAGGGAGCCCUCAGGGUGUGUGACGACCUGUCUACCCACCCCUGCUACAGCUGGGAGGAAAGAGCAGGGUAUUUCGUGGGACUCUCCUGUUGAGGGGGCGCCGACUGGACCCCCAGUGACCAGAGCAGACGUGGAGCCGCUCUACGCCGUCCCCAAGAAAGAGAUGCACAAGUACACCCUGGACAACUUCACACUGCACAAGAUGCUGGGCAAAGGCAGCUUCGGCAAGGUGUUUCUGGCAGAGCUGAAGGGCGCAGGUCAGUUCUUUGCGGUGAAGGCCCUGAAGAAGGACGUGGUGCUGAUGGACGAUGACGUGGAGUGCACCAUGGUGGAGCGGCGGGUGCUCUCGCUGGCCUGGGAGCACCCCUUCCUCACACACCUCUACUGCACCUUCCAGACCAAGGAAAAUCUCUUCUUCGUGAUGGAGUAUUUGAAUGGAGGAGAUCUGAUGUUUCACAUACAAGCCUGUCACAGAUUUGACAUACCUAGAUCAACGUUCUAUGCAGCAGAAAUUGUAUGUGCGCUUCAGUUCCUUCAUUCCAAAGGCAUUGUAUACAGAGACCUGAAGCUGGAUAAUAUCCUGCUGGAUAAGGACGGCCACAUUAAGAUCGCCGACUUUGGGAUGUGCAAAGAGCAGAUGCAGGGGGAGGCCAGGACGUCCACCUUCUGUGGAACUCCAGACUACAUUGCACCGGAGAUUUUACUCGGGCAGAAGUACAGCCACUCCGUGGACUGGUGGUCCUUUGGGGUCCUGCUGUUUGAGAUGCUGCUGGGCCAGUCUCCGUUCCACGGGCACGAUGAGGAGGAGCUCUUCCAGUCCAUCCGCACCGAUGACCCCAUCUACCCUCACUGGCUGCCCCAAGAUGCCAAGGACAUCCUCGUUAAGCUGUUUGUGCGGGAGCCGGAGCGACGGCUCGGGGUGUGUGGGUGCAUCCGCGCGCACGCCUUCUUCAGAGACACCGACUGGGACGCCCUGGAGAAGAGACAGGUGGAGCCGCCCUUCAGGCCAACAGUGAAAAGUGCCAGUGACUGCAGUAACUUUGACAAAGAGUUUAUCAACGAGAAGCCGCGUCUGUCCUGCGCCGACCGCACCCUCAUCAACAGCGUGGACCAGACCAUGUUCGACAACUUCUCAUUCGUCAACCCAGCCAUGGGGCGCAUCAAGAAUGCUUAACGUGCUCACUCUCUCUCUCUCUCUCUCUCUCACACACACACACACACACACACACACACACACACACACACACACACACACACACACACAGGCACAGACUAUACACAUGUACUCUACCUGUAAUAUUGUACAAACAGAUUCACACAAAUUCACAUGCAUAGCACCAGGGGUAAAACUAGGCUGGUUCGGUCUGGUACUGCAGACCAUUAGAAGAUCCAGUGGUCCAUUUUGCCUGUUUGGGUGUGUUGAACAUGUGUCAAAGUUGGCAUCUAGGUAAGCAAUAUGAAGCAAUUAAGGUUGUGGUGGAAGUGGAGGUGAGACAGAAGGGAGGUGAAAAAAUAUGGUGGAAGUGUGUGUGUGUGUGUGUGUGUGAGAGAGAGAGAGUUUAAAACUACUUCCACUCCUGCUUAUAAUCAAUCAGUGCAAUCAGUCCCAAUUCCCUGUACACAGUGAUCAGCAGAGUGGAGGGAGCACACUCAAACACCCACUUUCCAUCCACAGGGUCCUAGUGCCCACAGGAUUAUCUGUUAAAAUGGUAUUUGUUGUCUGUCUUGCACUGCUCAACAGUGGUCGAUGUGCUAAAGUGUGUGGGCGUACAGUACGUGUGUGUGUGAGUGUGGUUGUGUAUGUGUGUAGAAAAGAGGGGGGUGGGGGGCGAUAUAUGUACCUUGGUGUCAGCCGCAGAAAACCUGCUGUCUACAGUUUAUUGUGAGUUAGGUUUACAUUGAAGUCCAUUAGAAACAGAUGUAGAAAAAUGAUAAUGAAUGAUGUUUUGUGCCAUAAAUGUGAACGUGUAACCCCAGCACUCCAAAUCGAGGUUGUUUAUUAUUAUAUGUGAUUCUUUUAGUUUGUGUAUUCCAUGUUGAGAAUUGUGGGUUGAUCUGAGAUGGUGGCACUCUUUUGGAGAAUCAUGCUGGUUGUUAUCUCAUACCAUACAAGUAUUAAAUUGAUUUUUCUAGAA
Molecule: messenger RNA, 3918 nt
Organism: Alosa sapidissima (American shad)
Lineage: Eukaryota; Metazoa; Chordata; Actinopteri; Clupeiformes; Clupeidae
Gene: prkcq
Product: protein kinase C, theta
Exons: 19
Coding region: 789-2957 (722 amino acids)
Biological process (GO): protein phosphorylation
Molecular function (GO): ATP binding; diacylglycerol-dependent serine/threonine kinase activity
Source: RefSeq, a predicted model, not a curated record